This is a messenger RNA of Ictalurus furcatus (blue catfish), 7026 nucleotides long. Its product is annotated as zinc finger protein 850-like. Lineage: Eukaryota; Metazoa; Chordata; Actinopteri; Siluriformes; Ictaluridae. Gene Ontology annotation, molecular function: DNA-binding transcription repressor activity, RNA polymerase II-specific. The transcript is spliced from 7 exons. The record is from RefSeq and is a predicted model, not a curated record. Gene Ontology annotation, biological process: negative regulation of transcription by RNA polymerase II. The coding region runs from base 238 to 4248 and encodes 1336 amino acids.
GCACUUUUGCUGAUUGAUGAUCUGAGCUCUCCGACUCUACUAAUCAUCUUUACAUUCAAAUAUUUCUGACAGGGUUUUACCUCCACAGUUCCAUCUGAUCCGUUGUGGGUGUAUUUGAGGAGGUUAACUGCGUUCUGCUGUAAAUAUCAAGAUUUGAGGGGUGUCCUGUCUCCUCCAGUUGUCCUCUUUCCUACACAUCAUAACUUAACCUCCACAAGAAUAUCAAGCAUUUCAACUAUGAUGAAGUCAGAAGAGAUUAAAUGUGAGGAUCUGGAACCUGUGGAGAGCUGCAGUAGUGAACAAAUCUCUGAUACUUUCCACUCUAAGAUCUCUGACAGACGAGUGCAGAAAAAGAAUCACCACUGCUCAGUGUGUGGAAAGAGUUUUGAUCGAGAGAGUUAUCUCCGACAGCAUCAGCGGAUUCACACAGGAGAGAAGCCGUAUCAGUGCUCACAAUGUGGGAAGAAGUUUACUUGUCAGAGAAACCUCCAGCACAUUCAUGCAGGAGAGAAACUGUAUCAGUGUUCACGUUGUGAGAAGAGGUUUAGUGAGACACGUCUUCUCAUUAAUCCCCUCCUAGUUUAUACAGGACAGAAACCGUAUCAGUGCUCAGAGUGUGGUAUGAGUUUUACACAGAAGUGUCAUCGCCAAAGACACCAACGCGUUCACACUGGAGAGAAACCGUUUCACUGCCUAGAGUGUGGGAAGAGUUUUACUCAAAAGUCUAGUCUCCAUGUUCAUCAGCGCAUUCACACCGGAGAGAAACCGUAUUACUGUCUAGACUGUGGGAAGAGUUUUUCACGAAAGGCUCAUUUACAACAACACCAGCACGUUCACACGGGAGAGAAGCCGUAUCGAUGCUCCGAAUGUGGGACGAAGUUUACCUGCCAGCGAGACUUCCAACGACACCAGCGCAUUCACACUGGAGAGAAACCAUAUCAGUGUUCAGACUGUGGCAAGAGUUUUACGCGAAAGGCUCAUUUACAACAACACCAACGCAUUCACACUGGAGAGAAACCGUAUUACUGUCUAGACUGUGGGAAGAGUUUUAGUCGUGAGGACACUCUCCAAAUACACCAACGCGUUCACACUGGAGAGAAACCGUAUUACUGCUCACAGUGUGCAAAGAAUUUUACUACCCUGAGUGAUCUCCGACAACACCAGCGUAUUCACACUGGAGAGAAACCGUAUCACUGUCUAGAGUGUGGGAAGAGUUUUACCCAAAAAUCUAGUCUCCAAAUACACCAACGCGUUCACACUGGAGAGAAACCUUAUCACUGUUCACAGUUGUGUGGAAAGAGUUUCGAUCGAGAGAGUUAUCUCCGACAGCAUCAGUGGAUUCACACGGGAGAGAAACCAUAUCACUGCUCACAAUGUGGGAAGAGUUUCAGGCAAAAGAGUCAUGUAAAACCUCACGAGCGCAUUCACACAGGAGAGAAGCCACAUCAGUGCUCUGAGUGUGGGAAGAAGUUUACCUGCCAGAGAAACCUCCAGCGACACCAGCACAUCCACGCAGGAGAGAAACCGUAUCAGUGUUCACAUUGUGAGAAGAGGUUUAGUGAGACACGUCUUCUCAUAAAUCACCUCCGAGUUCAUACAGGAGAGAAACCUUAUCACUGCUCAGAGUGUGGCAUGAGUUUUACACAAAAGUCUAGUUUCCAAGGACAUCAGCGCAUUCACACUGGAGAGAAACCGUAUCAGUGCUCAGACUGUGGGAAAGGUUUUACAGGAAAGGCUCACCUACAACAACACCAGCGUGUUCACACUGGGGAGAAACCGUAUCACUGCCUAGAAUGUGGGAAGAGUUUUACACAAAAGUCUAGUCUCCAUGUUCAUCAACGUGUUCACACGGGAGAGAAACCGUAUUACUGUCUAGAGUGUGGAGAGAGUUUUAGUCGAGAGGACACUCUCCAAGUACAUCAACGCGUUCACACUGGAGAGAAACCGUAUUACUGCUCACAGUGUGCAAAGAACUUUACUACCUUGAGUAAUCUCCGAAAACACCAGCGCACUCAUACAGGAGAGAAACCGUAUCACUGCCUAGAGUGUGGGAAGAGUUUUACACAAAAGUCUAGUCUCCAAAUACAUCAACGCAUUCACACAGGAGAGAAACCGUAUCAGUGCCUAAAGUGUGGGAAGAGGUUCAGUCGAGAGGACUCUCUCCAAAUACAUCAUCAACGCUUUCAUACAGGAGAGAAACCAGAUUCACAGAGACGCCACUGGUGGAAAACGAUGUCCUUAAAACUGGGUCGCAGUCGCAAGAAGCCAGAGGCGACGGUGGUGAGGAAAAACUCCCUGAGACGAUAUGAGGAAGAAACCUUGAGAGGAACCAGACUCCAAAGGGAACCUGUCCUCAUCUGGGUGACACCGGAUAGUGCGAUUAUAAAUAAAUACACCCCUUCUAUAAAUGUUCUAAGACUACAUGCUGAAAUAGUGCAGUUGUAUUUGAGGGGUGUACUGUCUCCUCCUGUUGUCCUCUUUCCUACACAUCAUAACUUAACCUCCACAAGAAUAUCAAGCAUUUCAACUAUGAUGAAGUCAGAAGAGAUUAAAUGUGAGGAUCUGGAACCCAUGGAGAGCUGCAGUAGUGAUCAAAUCUCUGAUACUUUCCACUCCAAGAUCUCUCACAGACGAGUGCGGGAAAAAAAUCACCACUGCUCAGUGUGUGGAAAGAGUUUCGAUCGGAAAACUUAUCUCAGACAGCAUCAGCGGACUCACACGGGAGAGAAGCCGUAUCAGUGCUCGCAAUGUGGGAAGAGUUUCAGGCAAAAGAGUCAUGUCAAACCUCACGAGCGCAUUCACACAGGAGAGAAGCCAUAUCAGUGCUUAGAGUGUGGGAAGACAUUUACCUGGCAGAUAGCCCUCCAACGACACCAGCACAUUCACGCAGGAGAGAAACCGUAUCAGUGUUCACAUUGUGAGAAGAGGUUUAGUGAGACACGUCUUCUCAUAAAUCACCUCCGCGUUCAUACAGGAGAUAAACCGUAUCAGUGCUCAGAGUGUGGUAUGAGUUUUACACAAAAGAGCAAUCUCCAAAAACACCAACGCAUUCACACUGGAGAGAAACCGUAUCACUGCCUAGAGUGUGGGAAGAGUUUUACACAAAAGUCUAGUUUCCAAAUACACCAACGCAUUCACACUGGAGAGAAACCGUAUUACUGUCUAGAGUGUGGGAAGAGUUUUAGUCGAGAGGACACUCUCCAUGUACACCAACGCGUUCACACUGGAGAGAAACCGUAUUAUUGCUCACAGUGUGAAAAGAAUUUUACUACCCUGAGUCACCUCCGACAACAUCAACGCAUUCACACUGGAGAGAAACCGUAUUACUGCCUAGUGUGUGGAAAGACUUUUAGUCGAGAGGACACUCUCCAAAUACACCAACGCAUUCACACUGGAGAGAAACCGUAUUACUGCUCACUGUGUGGAAAGAAUUUUACUAGCGUGAGUCAUCUCCGAAAACACCAGCGCAUUCACACUGGAGAGAAAUCGUAUCACUGCUCAGAGAGUGGGAAGAGUUUUAGGACACACAGUAAUCUCAUAAAACACCAGCGCAUUCACACAGGAGAGAAGCCGUAUCGCUGCCCUCAGUGUGGGAAGAGUUUUGCAGAGAGAGGUAAUCUCAUAAAACACCAGCGCAUUCACACAGAGGAUAAACCGUUUCACUGCUCGGAGUGCGAGAAGAGUUUUAAUCGAGAGGACGCUCUCCAAGAACACAAACACGUUCACACCGGGGAGAAACCCUUUUACUGUUCAGCAUGUGGAAAGAGUUUUACCAGGUAUACCAGUGUCCAGCGACACCAGCGCAUUCACACAGGAGAGAAGCCGUAUCACUGCUCACAGUGUGGGAAGAGGUUCAGUGAGAGACGUAAUCUCAUACAACACCUUCAGCUUCACACAGGAGAGAAGCCGUAUCAGUGCUCACAGUGUGGGAAGUGCUUUACACAAAAGUGUAAUCUUCAGCAACACCUGCGCAUUCACACAGGAGAUAAACCUCAUCAGUGCUCACACUGUGGGAAGAGUUUUACACAAAGAAGUCAUCUUCAACAACACCAGCGUGUUCACACAGGAGAUGAACUGUUCCACUGCUUAGAGUGUGGGAAGAGUUUUACACAAGGAACUGAUCUCUAUAUAUGCCAACACAUUCACACGGGAGAGAAUCCGUAUUACUGCACACAGUGUACUACUUAUAGUAGUCUCCAUCAACACCAGCACAUGUGCACAACUGUGAAUGAGGACAUGCUGCAGUAAUCAUGAGAAUGUGGGGAAUUCCAUCCAUUUUCCAUACCGCUUAUCCUACACUGUCCUACUGCAUUUCAUUGCCUCUGUGCUUCUGCUCUGACCAUGACGAUAAAGUUGAACCUAAUCUAACCUGCACAGGGUCACGGGGAGGCUGAAGCCUAUCCCGGGAAUCUGGAAAUGCCAAAUCAGCCUGCAGUGCGUGUCUUUGGACUGGGGAGGAAACCAGAGUACACAGAGGAAACCCCUGAAGCACAGGGAGAACAUGAACUCCCUACGUACACAGGGUGAAGGUGGGAUUCGAGCCCCCAAUCCCGGAGGUGUGAGGCAAACAUGCUAACCCACUAAGCCACCUUGCCCCACCAUGGGUAGGAAUUAUAUAUCUAAAUUAAUAUUGGGACAAAUAUGUUCUAGAACCACUUUAUAAACUCCAUUGGAGAUUCUACUUCUGUAUAUUCCUUUCUGUUUGCUAGAGGAGUUGGUGGGAAUUUCAUCAGCCAGGAGCAUUCCAUGUUUUAGUAUUUUAUUAUUGUGUGCCCAAUAUCAUCCUUAUAUCAAUAUAAUAUAAUAUAAUACAAUACAUUGUGUAUGUAUAUAGAUAAAUAAAUAGACUUUUUGCCAUUUUAAGUGACUGAACAGUCAAAUACAAUAAUAAUUGUAUUAUGCCAAUAAGGUUGAUGAAAUUAAUCAAUUGUAAUAUUUUUUUAAAUAGGAAAAAUAAUAGGAUGUCUGGGGAUUUACCAAAUGUAUGAUAAAACUAAAUAAUUGUAUUGGUGGAUAUUGGAAGUUUAUUAGUAAAGGACCUAAAAACACUUUUUUUUAAACCUAAGAGACAAGUUAAAAUACUGUGCUUACAUUUCCAUACCGUGGGGAGCACAUGCCUUCACUUCAUGGUCUUUCACCACUGCUGGAUAUUUCAGUCCUCUCAGUUUGAGAUUGAUUAGGUAAUAACACUCUACUUUCUCACCUAUUUCCCCAGCUCUGACUCUCCAGCACUCUCAUCCAGCAAUGUAUUGGCCCCUUCUUCCAUACAUUACUUUGCUAUCUCUGCAGCAGUGAAUGGCUAAAUUUCAUUUGAUAGGAAGUAGUUAUGUUUUGUUUUGCACGUCACAUUAGCACUUUUGACCAAUGCAUGGACCUGAACCUGAAGAAGGGUGGAUAAACACAUACUUCUCUGUCCAUUUGUCAUUAAACUUUGUGUAUCAUUGAGAUUUCUUUUGUCAUGUUGUCUAUGUUUACAUGCAGUCUAGUAAUCCAUUGAUAACCCAACUGAUAGAUCCAUCAGAAAAGAAACACCUCAGUCGGAAUAGAGUAAACUGAAAGAGGCCAAUCCAAAUCAAAUUUCAUUCCCAUUGAAUGAGGUGAGUAAUCCUUUUGAUAAUAUAUUGAAUAGAAGAAUAAAAGCAACAGAUUUUCAUCAGAUUACUUUCACAAUCGGAAUGUAAGGAAAUACAGAUAAUGUUCCAGACGGGAAUCUAUUUAAAAAUAAUUAUGAUGUUGGAUGUACGCUCCCACAAUUCACAGUGCAUAUCAGACCAAAAACUUUGAACCAAAAACAUGAAUUCCAAGACCUCCAUAAUCAGAUUGAUAGAUCUGGACAGUAGCUCUGGAUAGUAGCUCUGGAUAAGGGUAUUGAACCAUUUCUAAAGUUUUCAAUGUUCUGAAGAGCACCGGGACUUUUCCUAGAGCCAUCCAUCCGGCCAAACUCUGUAACCAGCCUAAAAGAACCCAAUGGCCACACUAACAGAGCUUCAGAAGUCCUCUGAGGGACAACCAUCUCAGAAAUACUCCAUCAAUCAGGCCUUUUAUAGUAGAUUGGCUAGAUCAGGGGCAUCCAAUCUUAUCCACAAAGGGCCGGUGUGGGUGCAGGUUUUCAUUUCAACCAAGCAGGAGGUUAUUCUAACAGAAAAGGUAGACUGAAUCUGGAAAGGGAUGUACAAAAAUCACAUUUGAGGGUUAUGGUCAGAUGUUCACAAACCUUUGGCCAUAUAGUGUAACUUUAUACUUACAAUUUAUUUACAGGGAUAAAAUAACAAGCUGUAGUAGUUGUGUGCACUAGGCUGUUGACCUGGAGCACCGAGCCCUCUUCAAGUCUGACUGGCACCAAUAUGUUUAAGUUUGAGAUGUUAGUCAUGAUCUUUACAGUUUUAGUGAUUGUCAUUUGGUUAUGAGGUUCAGCCUUUUUUAGAGACCUCCCAAACCUCAUGUGGAGAAGCUGUGUGUCAGAGUGGGAAGGAGUGUACUGUCCAAUAAACACAAAUAUUUUUUCUAUGCAAAUCCCAUCUGCUUACACACCCAUUUACCCAAGAUGCACUGUGUAGGAGCCAUGUAAUAUGUGUUAUGACUGUUUAAAUUCUUUGGGAACAAUGUGUGUAUCAUUGAUUAGUCAGGUUUAAAACACCUGUUGGUGUAUGUGCAGUCAGGAGGAAGGGGUUGAGCUGGGAGCACAUAUUUUUUGUAUAUCCAUUACAUAGACAACUUGAUCGGUGUUACCCGAACCAGCAUUAGGAUUACUUUCAUAGUGAACAUUAGUGUUUACAGAAACACUCUGAGUGCUCGGACAUGACUUUGGAAUUUUCUGAGGAUAAAGAGCCUGGGAAAGUUGGCUUUGCACCCAAGUCCGCAUAAUCCUUAGAUCCAUAUCCAAAAUUUAUAUUGGAGGCCCCCCUGCACCCCUCCUAUGACAACACGUUUUUCCUCCCAUUACUUUAAAAUGUUAACUUGAUUAAACUUUUUUUUUUUUUUAAGUCAGUUUAUUCUAAUUUAAUUAGAAAUUACUCAUAAAGCCUC